This is a messenger RNA of Hyalella azteca, 1038 nucleotides long. Its product is annotated as inverted formin-2-like. The record is from RefSeq and is a predicted model, not a curated record. The coding region runs from base 1 to 1038 and encodes 345 amino acids. NCBI's taxonomy places the organism in Eukaryota, Metazoa, Arthropoda, Malacostraca, Amphipoda, Hyalellidae. The transcript is spliced from 3 exons.
AUGUCCUCUAAGCGCAAGUCCCUGCCGACGAAGGUGCUGGACGCGUCCGUCGGCUGGGACCCCGACGUGUCUGCCGACGUCCCGACCACGUCACCCGUCGAGUCCCACGCCCUCCUCGUCACACCCGCCGACUCCGACAACUCAGACGGCGGGUUCCCGUCACCCGUCAACUGGACAGACGCGGGGGAGUUGACGGGAAAAAAUUUACCGGAUGACGGGGGUGCGAAUUUUAACGGAAAUAACGGGACUUAUAACGGGCCCAUAGUCCCGUUACACCCGAAUGGGUCCAGGAGACACCCAGAAGGUCCCCCAGCACAUGUAAUGGAUCACCCAUUACCCCCAUUCGUGAACCCAUUUUUCCAGCUACACGAAGCACGCUUGUUGCACGACCACAUGCAACACCAACAACACAUGCAACAUCUGCAACACUACAACAUUCCUCCCCCACACUUCUCCCCCAUGGAGGGGGGAAGAGGAGCUCCUAACCCCAUGGAGGGGGUCAGAGGGAUGCCUCCUAGCCCCAUGGAGGGGGUCAGAGGGAUACCGCCUAACCCCAUUGAGGGGGUCAGAGGGAUAGCUCCUAACCCCAUGGAGGGUGUCAGAGGGAUACCGCCUAACCCCAUGGAGGGGGUGAGGGGGAUGCCUCCGGACGGGGGUUACAUGGGGUGCCGGCGCUCCAUGGAUGAGGUGCUGAGGAGGCUCGUCUCCAAGAUCUCCUGCAGCUCCUUGGAGGAGGGCGAGCGACUGGCGCCACACACGAAUGGCCAACUCCACCAGCAGCAGCCCAUGGACCAGCCCUAUGGAGCCCCCAUGUUAAGGUGCCCCCCCAGCGGGGGUGGGGAAUACAACCCCCCAGCCCCCCCAACCCCCGGGGUCGGCGACCCCCUCAACAAUUUAACGCAACUCAUCACCGCCGAGCCUGACGCGCUCAGGACGCAAGAGAAAAAAAUAUCAGCCAUUAUUGGCGAGCUCCAGAAGCUGCUGGACUCCAUACGCCGGCCCAGCAGCGACCAGCUGGAUCAGCUCGAGCAGGAAUAA